Molecule: messenger RNA, 2033 nt
Organism: Ruditapes philippinarum (Manila clam)
Lineage: Eukaryota; Metazoa; Mollusca; Bivalvia; Venerida; Veneridae
Product: CWF19-like protein 1
Exons: 14
Coding region: 136-1704 (522 amino acids)
Biological process (GO): mRNA splicing, via spliceosome
Cellular component (GO): post-mRNA release spliceosomal complex
Molecular function (GO): RNA lariat debranching enzyme activator activity
Source: RefSeq, a predicted model, not a curated record
UCACAUUCACCUCUUACCUUCAAUAUGUCAGCUCCCAUGACGCCAAGAUAAAACCGGAAAAUUUGAAUUGAUAUUAAAACAAGAACAGUUACAAUUCAAUGAUCUCAAUAUACUUAAAUUUGAAAAUAAGUUACAAUGUCUGCAAAAUCUCUUCGCAUAUUAGUUAGUGGUGAUGUUGAUGGAAGAUUUGAUCAACUGUUUGCAAGAAUAAACAGUAUACAGAAAAAGUCUGGAUCAUUUGAUGUUUUGUUGUGUGUUGGCAACUUCUUUGGUGACAAAAAUGAGGAAUGGCAAAAGUAUGCAUCUGGAUCAGUCAAAGUUCCUUUACCUAUUCUUGUUCUUGGACCAAACAGAUCAGAACAUGUCAAGUUAUAUAAGGACAUGAAAGGAGGAGACCUCUGUGAUAAUGUCACUUAUCUUGGUAAGAAGGGGUUAUACAAUGGCAGCUCGGGACUACAGUUAGCAUAUCUCAGUGGAACAGAAUCAGAUAUUAUAUCAGAUGAUACAUGUUUCAAUGCUGUUGACAUCAACUCUCUCAUUGAUCCUGUAAAAAAUGACAGCAAAUUUAAAGGUGUAGACAUCCUGAUAUCAUCACAGUGGCCGAAAGGUGUUGAAAAGUAUAGCAGUGAACAGGAAGGAUUCAGUUCGAACAAUAGUGGGUCGGAGACACUUUCUCAGCUGGCAGUAAAAUUGCGACCUCGCUACCAUUUCUCUGCUCUAGAAGAUGUACAUUACGAACGUCAACCCUACAGAAAUCAUAAAGUCCUGGCAGAACCAGCUAGACAUGUGACCAGAUUUAUCGGCCUAGCCAAGGUUGGAAACAAACUGAAGAAAAAGUAUUUGUAUGCAUUUAGUAUAACACCAAUGUCACAGAUGGAUCCUACAGAACUUGUCUCUCAACCAGAAGAUGUCACAGAAUGUCCUUAUAAGGAAAAAUCAACUCAAGUGGCAGAAAAACAGGAUCAGUUUUUCUAUGACAUGAAAGGAGAUGGUGGUGGGAAGAAGCGAAAAGGUCAAGGUGGGGCAGAUGGUCAACAGAAAAAACAUAAACCUGUUCCCACUGGACCAUGUUGGUUUUGCCUUGGAAGUCCUGAUGUAGAAAAACAUCUUGUAGUGAGUGUUGGUACUGAGACAUAUUUAGCAUUAGCAAAAGGUGGCCUAGUUGCAGAACACAUUCUUAUAUUACCAAUUGGUCAUUAUCAAUCAACUGUCACUUUACCAGAAGAUGUGCUAGAAGAAAUAAACAGGUAUAAAAAAGCAUUAAAGAAAUGUUUUAAGAAACAGGGUAAAGCUGUAGUAUUCUUUGAGAGGAAUUAUAAAACUCAACAUUUACAGAUUCAGGCAGUGCCAAUUCCUCAGGAAAGUGUUCAGGAAAUAAAAGAAACAUUUUUGGAAGCUGCUGAAAGUGACUCAAUACAACUGAAUGAAAUACCUGUACAUUCUGAUAUAAGACAGAUUGUUCAGAUUGGUGUGCCUUAUUUCUAUGCUGAGUUACCAACUGAUGAAAAACUCUACUGUAGAAUCUCUGGAUCUCAAAAGUUCCCACUUCAGUUUGGCAGGGAAGUUUUAGCAAGUCCUGGUAUAUUGGACAUGCCUGAAAGGGUUGACUGGAAAGUAUGUAGUGUUUCCAAAUCACAAGAAGCUUCCAUGGCAACAGAUUUUAAAUCAAAAUUUAAGAAAUACGAUUUUACACUGGAGGAUUGAAGUUGUAAGAACAUGUAUAUGUAUCAGUUGUAAGGAAUAUUUUAACUCAAAGGAAUGCAUUUGGUUCAUAAGUUUAAACAUUUUUACUUCAUUAGGAAUGAAUUUUCUUAAUGUGUUGGAGUUUUAAAAUGAUUUUUAUUAAAUUUCAAAUCUUUGAAUCUCUAGCAAGAGUAAUCUUAAUCUGGCUUGUCAGAAAUGCAGUUCUGUGUUAAGUACAUGAGCAUAUGUGACCCUCCAAAAAUAGCAUCAUUGUGAUGCAGAAUAUAUUGUAAAUUAACUGUUUUGAUUUUUUGUUAUACCUGUAUAAUUAUAUAUACUAAUCUACAAAU